GUCGGGCUCCUGGGUCGCCUCCGGGCAUUCCUCGCCGCUCCUGCUCCGGCCCUGGCUACGGCGACCUGAGAGUAGCGACUCCGGUUCGGGCAUCAUGUCUGACAAGAGGCCAUCAGCGGAAGCCCAAGCCCGGCGGCUUCCCGACUCCUUCACGGAUAGCCCCAGUGCAGGCCUGGGACCUUGUGGAUGGAUUUUGGUGGCCAUAUCAUUCUUGUUCACAGUUUUAACUUUCCCAUUGUCAAUAUGGAUGUGCAUAAAGAUCAUAAAAGAAUAUGAAAGAGCCAUCAUCUUUAGACUGGGUCGCAUCUUACAAGGAGGCGCCAAAGGACCUGGUUUGUUUUUUAUUCUUCCGUGCACUGACAGCUUCAUCAAAGUGGACAUGAGAACUAUUUCAUUUGAUAUUCCUCCUCAGGAGAUCCUCACUAAGGAUUCAGUGACAAUUAGUGUGGACGGCGUGGUCUACUACCGCGUUCAGAACGCUACCCUAGCUGUGGCGAACAUCACCAACGCUGACUCAGCAACCCGUCUUUUGGCACAAACGACUCUGAGGAAUGUCCUGGGCACCAAGAACCUUUCCCAGAUCCUCUCCGACAGGGAAGAAAUUGCACACAACAUGCAGACUACUCUGGAUGAUGCCACUGAUGACUGGGGAAUAAAGGUGGAACGUGUGGAAAUUAAGGAUGUGAAGCUCCCUGUGCAGCUCCAGAGAGCCAUGGCUGCUGAAGCAGAGGCAUCCCGGGAGGCCCGAGCCAAGGUCAUUGCCGCUGAGGGAGAAAUGAAUGCAUCCAGGGCUCUGAAAGAAGCCUCCAUGGUCAUCACCGAAUCUCCUGCUGCCCUUCAGCUCCGGUACCUUCAGACACUGACCACCAUUGCUGCUGAGAAAAACUCGACAAUCGUCUUCCCUCUGCCCAUAGAUAUGCUGCAAGGCAUCAUGGGGGCAAAACAGUGAGCCAUGUAGGCCGAUGCAGAGAUGAGCUCUUCUCUCCUAAGGAUGAAGUGGGGACCAAACCAGCCUCUAACCCAUAAGGAGGGAAUAGGGUGGGAACCUUGACUUUCUUCCCUCCCUUCCUUUUUCCAUAUGUUGAGUGUGAUGUUCUUAGAACGUGUAGUGCUCCUAGCUAGCCACAGAUGAAGGUUGUUAGCUUGUAAAUAGUACGUGAGAGUGAUGAUUUAUGUAAGAUAAUCUCUCACUCUAAAAUACUUCAAAGUUCGUAUUUUUAGAUUGUUAUGCGAUAGGUUAAAUCCAUCUUCUUUCGAAUCUCAUUGAGUCAUUCUGUGCCCUCUGUCAGCAGCCAGGCCAAAAGGAGGAAGGCAGACUAUCAUCCCAACCCGACACCCUGGCUGGACAAAUGUUUUGCAGAGAACAGUGACCUCGGGCUACAACCAGCUUCUCUGGGCCACAUGUGCCUUACUUCCGGGGAGUCUCAGCUAAGGAAAUUUCCCUAACAUCAGUUUACCUUCUAAACUCAAACUGCCCCACCCACACCCCCGAUGCUGCAAAAUAAUCCUUACUUAAGGGUAGACGUGUCCUUGCCAGUACCUGUUAGCACUGGAGAAAAAGGGGAAGACCAAGGAAAAUGAUGACCCUAACCCUUGAAAGACUUCUAAAUCCAUUGCUGUAGACGUCCUUUUAAAAUAACAUGGGUGGUUUGUUUUUUUAACUUCUCUGAGCCCCUUUAUGAGUAAAUGAUUCCUCUGUGGUCUUUCAAACCAGCUAAAUACUUGUCACAAAAGUGCUUUUUUUUUCUCACUUUUGCCUAUUUUCAUAUAUCAGGUUCUAAAUAGUUUUGAUUUUUUUAAAUAAAAUUUUCUCUAAGUUCUAUAAGCCAUUGUUUAUAUACCCGUUUGAAUAGCUUAAGGGACUAAUACUUUAAAAAAAUAUAUCUUCAGAAAACCAUUAUAUUUUACUGUCUGCAUGCUAUCGACUCGUGUACACUGUGAGCUAUCUUGGUUACCAUUCAUUAAGUAGUAGAAGGAAUUCAUAGUCUCUCGGGCACACAAUAUCCAAGGAGCUUGGGAAGAUGCUCUCAAGCUUAGCAUAUCUAUCUAGGUAUAGAUCCUUUUCAUUUCCCUGGUGAUUUUUUUUUUUCUGUCGUACAUGGUGAUGCUGAAGGAGGAAGUGGUCAGCCCUUCUGAACCACCACUGCUGUAAUAUUAAGAAGCAUCUUCCGUUUCACAAAUGCCUGUGAAGCCAAGUAGCCUGGCAUUCUUCUAUUGGUCUGGAAAGCCGCCUGGUGACAUUUGUACCACUUCCUCUUUGAAGCUCUGAGUUCACCUAGAAAAGUCUAAGAAUAGCAGCUUCCUUACCCAAAGCUGCCCUUCAUAUCUGUCCUUAGCUGGGUCACUCUGUCAAAUCCCAGCCUACGAGAGUCCCCUCCUGACAGCCCAUUUCUAAGGUUAUUUUACAAAACCUUGAACUACCGUGGAUCCAGGUGCCUGGUAGAGUUCAUUAGAUAUACAAUAUACAGAGCAUUCUGGCUUGGAACUCAAGCUGCAUUUAUAUUUUGAAUUUUUAAAUAAUGAUUUUGUCUCUUUUGUGAGGUGGCUCACCCUCAACCACUGAGGACCAGGAGACAACCACAUAUCCUGGCUGAAAAUCUCUUGUCAGACUUAGAGGUUCAGUGCUUUCUGUUCCUUGAGUCUAUCUCCAGAUACCAAACAACCUUCGCUCUUCUGCCUUGUGGAUUCAUAGUCCAAAAGGUUGGAAUUAAAUUGCCUGGGAGUGAGGAGGCAUAGAAGGAGCUCUAGGAUGACAGUGUUAGUACGAGAGUUUUUUCCAGGUGGCCUCCCUUUCCAAUGCUGUACAUAAUAAACUGCACUUUUACUCA
Orcinus orca (killer whale) is the source of this 2828-nucleotide messenger RNA. RefSeq names its product stomatin (gene STOM). The record is from RefSeq and is a predicted model, not a curated record. Gene Ontology annotation, cellular component: plasma membrane. Lineage: Eukaryota; Metazoa; Chordata; Mammalia; Artiodactyla; Delphinidae. The coding region runs from base 95 to 949 and encodes 284 amino acids. The transcript is spliced from 7 exons.